Messenger RNA from Condylura cristata (star-nosed mole), 2146 nucleotides. RefSeq names its product egl-9 family hypoxia-inducible factor 2 (gene EGLN2). The record is from RefSeq and is a predicted model, not a curated record. Gene Ontology annotation, molecular function: L-ascorbic acid binding; peptidyl-proline 4-dioxygenase activity; ferrous iron binding. Bases 474 to 2009 code for a protein of 511 amino acids. The transcript has 4 exons. Gene Ontology annotation, cellular component: nucleus; cytoplasm. Gene Ontology annotation, biological process: cellular response to hypoxia; peptidyl-proline hydroxylation to 4-hydroxy-L-proline. Lineage: Eukaryota; Metazoa; Chordata; Mammalia; Eulipotyphla; Talpidae.
CCCCCUCAGCCCCCCAUGGCAGUCUUCUGCAUUCUGCUAGCCCCAGUCUUCCAGCCGACCCCCUCACCACCUCUUGUCUGUCAGUAAUUUCUUCUCCAGUUACCAGAAUCUGCUCCCCGACUUGCCGGCAGGUUUGGGGAGUUCUCGUCUGUUCCUUCCUACUGCCCAGACACCUUUUCCCCUCUUCCCAUCCUGCCCGCUUCUAACUCUCACAUCCUUUUUUCUCUCUUCCUCUAGCCACCCUGACGUGUCCCUUUCCAAGUCUCUAGGGACAGUGGAGGAUUUGGGGACCAGCGAGCACCCCCAGGCCACAAGAAGAGCCUCUGCCACUUGCCCUGCCUCACCCUGCCUCACACCAGGCCCAGCCGCCCCGGCCCCCGGCUGCAUCAAGUGGAGGAGGAGGAGGCGGAGGAGGGUGGCACCAUGGGCCCGGGCCGUGCCCUCCAUGCCCGGGGGAUGAAGACGCUGCUGCCAUGGACAGCCCGUGCCAGCCGCAGCCCCUGAGUCGGGCUCAGCCUCAGUUGCCGGGUUCUGUGUCAGAGCCUUUGGAGACUAACCGGGCCGGGAUGGGGGUGGAGACCUACCUGCCCUGUGCCCUGCUCCCCUCCUACCACCGCCCUGGAGUACCCGGUGAGGCCUCGGCUGGCAGUGGGACCCCCAGAGCCACAGUCACUUCUGCCACAGCCAGCCCCCUUCGGGAAGGCUUCGGUGGGCAGGAUGGUGGUGAGCUGUGGCCACUGCAGAGUGAGGGCGCCGCGGCACUGGUCACCAAGGGGUGUCAGCGACUGGCAGCUCAGGGCGCCCGGCCCGAGGCCCCCAAACGGAAAUGGGCAGAGGAUGGGGGGGAUGCCCCUGCACCCAGCAAGCGGCCCUGGGCCAGGCAGGAGAAGCCGGAGGCAGAGGCAGGGAGGGAGGGCGGCGUGGGCUGCAGCAGCGGCAGAGGCGAGGCCAGCGGCGGGCCGAGGGAGGAGAUGCCGCCCUCCGCCCCCGAGCGCCUGGCCCUGGACUAUAUCGUGCCCUGCAUGCGGUACUACGGCAUCUGCGUCAAGGACACCUUCCUGGGGGCCGCCCUGGGCGGCCGCGUGCUGGCCGAGGUGGAGGCCCUGAAGCGGGACGGGCGGCUGCGGGACGGGCAGCUGGUGAGCCAGAGGGCCAUCCCGCCGCGCAGCAUCCGCGGGGACCAGAUCGCCUGGGUGGAAGGCCACGAGCCAGGCUGCCGGAGCAUCGGUGCCCUCAUGGCCCACGUGGACGCCGUGAUCCGGCACUGCGCUGGCCGGCUGGGCGCCUACGUCAUCAACGGGCGCACCAAGGGGCCUCCGAAAGGACCUGGGCGGAGGUGCAAACACCUGGACACUGGCCAUGGUGGGGCGUCUGGCCCCGAUGUCUCCACGGGCGCUGUACCGAGAGCAGCCAUGGUGGCUUGUUACCCAGGCAGCGGGCUGGGCUACGUGCGGCACGUUGACAAUCCCCAUGGCGAUGGGCGCUGCAUCACCUGUAUCUAUUACCUGAACCAGAACUGGGACGUCAAGCGGCAGGACAGAAGGGUGUCCAAGUGCCCGUUUCGCAGCCGACCACGCCCACUUAGAGCCCGCCCAGAGCCGCGUGGACAGACCGCUUGCCCUGCGGGAGCGCCGGGGCCGUGCCACGAGCCAGCCGCCCACCUCGGUGCCUGCGCCCUGCCCGCUGCCACUGCUGCUUCCGACUUUGCCUCUGUCCUGCCUGGUGUGGGGGCUUGUCCGCCAUUGAGGGCCAGGGAGGAACAGAGACCUCUGCUGCCCUGUGGUAGGGAUGGGGGUGACCUGGGUAGGAGCCGUUGGGGGCUGUCACUCCUGGGGCCGGGGCUUUCAUGCCGCCCUGUCCUGUCAGGUUGUGCCCCUGUCAGGUGUGAGCGGGAAGGCAGCGGUGCCACCUCCUACCAGGAUGCAGGAUUUGGGGUUAGGGAGUCAUGGCCUCUUGCUGGCAGAGGUUUGUGGGGGGACUCUUCCCCCCUCCUCCAGCCUGGAAUGUGAAGUGACUCCCCAAACCCUUUGGCCAAGGCACCUUUUGGACUGGGCUGCCGCGCUUGGGCGGAUAAAAGGUGCUGGGAGGAGCAUGGGUGUGGGAAUCCUGUCAGCCGAGAAAGAAAUAAAAGUACCUCAGAGCUACA